AUGCAGGGUGUGUCGUACAGUCGCUUAAAUAGCCCGGUAGGGGAUGAGCAGGGCCUGAUCAAGCUGAGACGUGAAGGUCAACGAGAUUUGCCUGCCGGCUUAGGGGACGUAUCCGUUUCGAGCUUGGACCGAGUGUCGAAAUAUUAUCUCGACUAUUAUAAUGAUCGCAUAUGCAAACUCUUCAUUGUCUAUGACAGUAACCAAAACCCAUUCAGAAGCCUGAUCUCUCUUGCCGUAAAGGAUCCACUCCUGCUCAGUGCGGUUCUUGCUCUCGCAGCAAGGCACAGAGCGAAUGAAGCUCAGACCUUUAAUGGCAGUGAAGCACCAGUCCCUUGGAUGGAUAAUGCUCAACAAGAUGCACUUGUGUUUAAACAUCAGGCGAUACAAGGCCUGUCGCAAACCAUCGGUGAUCCAGGCUCUUGCAGGACAGAUUCAACCGUUGCGAGCAUUUUCCUCCUCAUCUUUCUUGAUCUGGUAGAGUCAGGAAACGAUAGGUGGAAUGUCCAUCUGGAAGGCGCAAAGGCUCUAUUGUCCUUGAGCAAGUCGUUGUCACAAGUCAACGAUCCCGGCCGGACAGUGCAGGAAAUAAGGAGCUUUAUCACCAAGCAGAUUUACCUAAUCGAGACGCUGGGUGCGACGUUUGUACGACCGAAUCUACUAUCACAAUUUCCUCCUGCGAACGAAGUAGAAAUGGGCCCAGAUACCGCCGAACAGUCAUUUCUCGGCUGUCCGGAGCAGCUUCUCAACGCGGUCCAAUUUUUCUCUCUCCAACGAGAUCUUGCUAAUGCCGGACAAGGGUCAGACACUUGUAUCCGCAACAUUUCUUUCAUGGUGGAAUCCGUCCGCAGCUUUGAUAGCCAUUCCUGGGCUGCAAAUCUCCCUCAGUCCACAGGACGUGCUACCCGCAAUCUAGCGACUCUUGCCCAGUGCUACAAGCUUGGUGCUCUCAUCUACGGUCAGCGAGUCCUAGAUAUGCUUCUUGAUCAAGUCACCUCCCAAGAACAGGUGGUCAAAAACCUCUUUGGCACCAUCGAAGCACUCAACGAGGACGCCACAUUGUUCAAGUGCAUCCUGUGGCCCAUUUUUGUUGCUGGUCUUGAGUGUCGCUCCUUGAUCGAACGAGACUUUGUCACGCGAGCUUUGGAGAGGUUCUGGACGGUCACCCGGUGUUUGAACACGGUCAACGCUGGGAAGAUCUUGCAGUCAUACUGGCAGACUCAGAACUGCAACGAGAACAGGCUCUCGAAUUGGGUACUUGAUAUAGGACAAUUAGGGGAGGACUGGCUACUCAUUUGA
This is a messenger RNA of Aspergillus viridinutans, 1296 nucleotides long. RefSeq lists its product as uncharacterized. The record is from RefSeq and is a predicted model, not a curated record. The transcript has 4 exons. The coding region runs from base 1 to 1296 and encodes 431 amino acids. Lineage: Eukaryota; Fungi; Ascomycota; Eurotiomycetes; Eurotiales; Aspergillaceae.